Messenger RNA from Maniola jurtina (meadow brown), 773 nucleotides. RefSeq lists its product as uncharacterized. The transcript has 5 exons. NCBI's taxonomy places the organism in Eukaryota, Metazoa, Arthropoda, Insecta, Lepidoptera, Nymphalidae. Bases 18 to 773 code for a protein of 251 amino acids. The record is from RefSeq and is a predicted model, not a curated record.
CUGGGAGAGAUAAGUCCAUGUAUUUCAACAUCAGAAGCGCUGCUGUUUUGUUGCCUCCAAGCAAGUCCUUCAUAGCAAACCCUCUUUGGUAUGGAGGUAGCAAACCCUCUAUUGGAUUAAAAAAAGGAUCAGAAGCAUGCUUGGUGGACUACAGUGCUUAUUACGCGAAGGUGAUGCAAGGAACGUUCAGAAUAAUAGAAAAAGAUGUCAAAUGGUGCAAUAUGAAGAUGUUGGACAGACGUCAAACGAUUAACGAACGACUAUUCAAAUGGCAUGCAACAGGUACAGUAGACUACAAGAAUGGAUUCAUUGUGUCGAUUGAGAAAAUCAACCUCACCGACAUUCGAGCUCAAGCGAUUAGAACAACAGUCAACGGCACACAAGAAAAUGCUCUGUUCAUUCAAGGGUAUGCCAAUCUGAACGAGCUUAAUAUUGGAUUCGAUGUCAUUGCCAAUUUAGACGACUCUGGGCCACAUCGAUUUACUGGAGAGUAUUCUCAUAAUCACGUCACUUUUCAUACAUCGAUCACAUGGAAUCGAGAUCGUAAAGAGCUGUCCACAACGGCGACGGUCCAGGCUGUAGGAGUUGGUAUUAAUCGUCACGUGAAUUACAGGCCUGCCAACAACAUAACGGAAAUGCUUUCUAGAAGCUUCACGGCCCAUGACCACGAUGCCAGCUUUAGCAGAUGGGCACGAGAAAUCAUCGCACCACGCAUGCUGGCAGUUGCCAAGAACAUAGAGUUUCCUUCUCUGCGCUUCGACAAAAGAUGCUGA